CUAUGGCGGAUCUAAAAGCUGAACUGACAUGUCCUAUUUGCUUAGAUAUAUUCAAGGAUCCUGUGACCCUGAGGUGUGGACACAACUUCUGCAGGGGUUGUAUUGGUCGUGCACUGGACACUCAACUGUCAAUGUCUUAUAUGUGUCCUCAGUGCAGGAAGAGAUUCAGAUCAAGACCGGUCCUGAACAAGAACACGAACCUGAACAACAUCGCCGAGCAAUUCUGUUCUGCUCACCCAGGAAAUGGUGACUCCACAGUCCUGUGCAAUUACUGUGACUUUACAUUUCCUGCCAUUAAGACUUGUUUGCAAUGCGAAACCUCCAUGUGUGAGAGACAUCUCCGAAACCAUAACAGGUCGGUGCAACAUACGUUAAUUGACCCGACGACCCUGGAGAACAGAAAAUGUCCCAUACAUAUGAAGAUCCUGGAGUACUACUGCACAGUGGACAAUUCCUGUAUCUGUUUGUCUUGCUCCUUGGCCAAAGAACACCGGAAACACCAGGUUCAAUCAGUGAAUGAGGCCUCCGAGAAUAAGAAGGAGAGACUGAGAAAGUUUCUGGAGACAAUGAACUCUAAGAUGGAGGAGACUGAGAAAAAAGUCCAAAACUUGCAGGAGGACAUGAGAAAAAUCCGAGAAAAAGCUGAUGUUGUCACUCGGAGAGUCCAUGAUCGGUUUCGAGCAAUCAGGAGACAACUUGAAAUUCUCGAGGAAACUCUCAUCAGUGACAUCUUAUCAAGGAAAGAAGAGUCUUUACGUUCUUACACUGAUCACAUCCAGGAGCUAGAGAAAUACAAGGAGGAGCUGCUAAAGAGUAGACGUCACAUGGAGGAGCUGUGUAACAUGACAGAUCCAUUCAGUGUCCUACAAGAAAAGCAGUCUGGUGGCACCAUGGAUGGGGAAAAAAGACGUCAAGAGGUACACAAUGCUGGUGGUCUGGACGUGCACCUGAUCUCAAAGACAUUAAAAAUGGGACUAUAUGACAUAAUGUUAGGCCUGAACAUAUGGUUCUAUAUACAGAAACCUGCAGAAUUAGUUCUGGAUGUGAGCAGCACGUCUCCUAACCUCCAGGUAUCAGAUGACCUGAAGACUGUGACCCAUUCACAAACAAACCAGAAUCUCCCAGAAACAGAGGAAAGAUUUGAGGGCAACCAGGUCUUAAGCACCAUGAGCUUUUCUUCAGGAAGACAUUACUGGGAGGUGCAGACCAGUGACUCUGGUCACUGGGGAGUAGGGGUGUGUUGUCCCAGUAUGGACUGGAGAACGGACCUGUCAAGCCUGGGUUGUAAUAAUAAGUUGUGGUGCCUUUGGAGGCAUGGUGGUAGGCUCGUGGCAGAGCAUGAUGGUCAUUGUAUCUCAUUACCCUGCAGGACUCCUUGUAAUAGUGUGAGAGUCUACCUGGACUACAAUGGCGGCCGCUUGUCCUUUUAUCAACUGAGUGACCCUGUGAGACACCUGUACACGGCCUCGGCCUCCUUCACCGAGCCCCUCCACGCGGUUUUCAUGGUUAAAAACAAUUGGUUGAGAAUCGGGAGUCGGGAGCUAAAGACUUGUUCACAUCUUUACCAGAUCAAGAGUCACUUCCUGAUUGUGAUUAUGGCAUCUGCUGACUUCAAGUACGGCCAGAACUGCUCCAUCUGCCUGAACAUCUACACGGAUCCCGUCAUCCUGAGGUGUGGGCACAGCUUCUGCCAGGGGUGCAUUGAUCGUGAGCUGGACACUCAGCAGGAAUCUGGAGUUUACACCUGUCCUGAAUGCAGGAAGAGGUUUCACCAGAGGCCAGUGUUGCAGAAGAACAUGACUCUGUGCCACACAGCAGAAUGUUCAUCCACGUGCCAUGAAGACCAUGAGGCAUCAGGGAUAUUCUGCACUUAUUGCAUUCAUUCUCCAGUACCUGCUAUUAAAUCCUGCCUACUGUGUGAAGCUUCUCUAUGUGACAGUCAUCUGAAGGUCCACAGCAAAUCCCCUGAACACCUCUUAUCGGAACCCACCACUUCUUUUGGAAAGAGGAAAUGUUCCACACACAAGAAGAUCCUUGAAUACUACUGUUCCAAGGACGCUGUUUGCAUCUGCGUAUCCUGCAUUGCUUUUGGAGAACAUAAAGGACACUAUGUGGAGCCCAUCAAUGCCGCUUUUGAAAAGAAGAGAGACAAACUAAUACAUGUUUUGGAAAAGCUGACCACAAAGAAGAAGAAAACAGAGAAACGAGUCAAGAACUUGCAAAAACGAAGGACAGAUGUGCAAGAAAAAGCAGCUGGGGUGACAAAGCAGGUCAAUGUCCUGUUUAGGGAAAUUCGAGAACAGCUGGAUCUUCUGGAGAAAAGAGUCCUCAGUGAAAUCUCCAACUGGGAAGAACAGGUGUCACACACAGUCUCUAACCUGAUCCUGCAGCUGGAGGUAAAGAAGGACGAGCUGUCCAGAAAGAUGUUUGACGUUGAAGAGCUGUGUCACAUGAGCGAUCCCGUCACUGUAUUACAAGGAAAAGGGUCCUUAAGAGAUGACUUUUAUGACCGUCAGGAAGGAGAUGAUGAAGACAGAGAGAGAGAAGAUAAGAAGGUCCACGAGGCAGGAGAUCUAGAUGAAUGUCUAAUUUCAGCGGCCUUACAUGCUGGAUUGGCUGACAUUAUGACGGGUGUGAAGAGAGGGAUUUAUGUGUCCGAGUCUCUGGAUAUUUUACUAGAUCUAAACACGGCUGGUAAUUAUGUCAUGGUGUCAGGAGAUCUGAAAAGUGUGUCCUGGUCAGAUCUAAAUCAAUGUCGUCUCGAAACCCCAGAGAGAUUUCAGUAUUGUCAGGUAUUAAGCACCCGGAACUUUUCCUCAGGGCGACAUUACUGGGAGGUGGAGACCAGCGAGUCAGGAGACUGGAUGAUCGGGGUGUGUUACCCCAGUAUAGACAGGAAAGGCGUCCAGUCCUAUAUUGGAAACAACAACAAGUCCUGGGGUUUAUGUAAAUUUAAUAAUGAGUAUUCGGCCAUACAUUCCAGCGACGUCAGCCAGAUAUCUCACUACGUCUCCUCCCAGAGUUUCAGGAUAUAUCUGGAUUAUGAGGCUGGACAGUUAUCCUUUUACGAGUUACAAGGACCCAUUCGACACCUGCACACCUUCUCUGCUAUCUUCACUGAACCCCUCCAUGCUGUGUUUUAUGUUUGGGGUGACUGGGUAAGAGUUAAGAGCUAGAGUAUUUACUGGUGGCUCCAUAUGGUCCUGUAUAUCCUAUAUAUGUCAAGUGUGAGAUUUCUGAAAAUUAUGUAUAGUUAUUUAUGAAAACUAAGGCAAAACAUAAGAGAAGUUGAAUAUUUGCCAAAUAAGGCCUCUUGUGUUGACCUAGAAGACGGUAGAUUAGUUUUAUCAACAGAUAUCAUAGCUCCUGGCCAAUAUGGCCUCCUACAUUGAUAUAGGAGAGGAAGGAUGGAUUGGUUUCAUUAUUUGGAGCAUAGUGCCUGGUUAAUAUGGCCUCCUUACAUCGAUAUAGGAGAGGAUGGAUUGGUUCCAUCACUCAGAGCCACCACCAGAUAGAAUAGUACCCGACCAAUAUGACCUCCUGCUUUCAUAUAGGAGAUGAAGGAUUGAUUAGGUCAAUUACUUGGAGCCACCACCAGAUAGCAAAGCACCUUGCCAGUAUGGCCUCCUACAUCAAUAUAGGAAAGAAGGAUGGAUUGUUUCCAUCACUUGGAGCCACCACCAGAUAGCCUUGCGUCUAGCAAAUAUGGCCUCCUAGAAUGCUAUAGGAGAGGAAGGAUGGAUUAGUUCCAUAAUUUGGAACCACCACCAGAUAGCAUAUCGCCUGGCUAAUAUGGCCUCCUACAUCAAUUAAGGAGAGGAUGGAUUGGUUCCAUUAUUUGGAGUCACCACUAGGUAGAAUAGCAGCUGGCCAAUAUGGCCUCCUACACUGUCAUAGGAGAGGAAGGAUGGAUUAGUUUCAUCACUUGGAGCCACCACCAGAUAGCCUAGCACAAGCCAAUAUGGCCACCUGCAUCAAUAUAGGAGAAGAUGGAUUGAAGCCAUCACUAGAUAGAGUAGCAACUGGCCAAUGUGGCCUUCUACAUCGGUAUAGGAGGUGAAAGAUGGAUUGGUUUCAUAAUCUGAUGCUGCCACCAGAUAGAAUAGCAGCUGGCCAAUGUGACCUUCUACAUUGAUAUAGGAGGGGAAGUAUGGAUCGGUUCCAUCACUUGGAGCCACCACCAGAUAGCUGAGGGUCAGUUGUGAGGCUUUGAAGACACCAGUGACUGAGCUUGGUUGCUGGUGCAGAAUAUUCUAAUUGACUUACCAGUCGAUCAUUCUCAUUCAUUCAGCUGCAGAUGGUUAUGCUCACCUUUUCCAUCUUCCACUACUGUUGUUCUGACAUGGUCCCUGCAGUGCUCCACUUUCUGCUCUGGUCCCGAUAUGGCAGGAAAUGGAUGUGAAUGCCAUUCAGCCAAUGCCAUUCAGGAAGUGGAGCACAGUGUCGAUCGGGCACUGUUAACAAUAGUAAUGGCAGCGGAUAGGUGAGUUUUAAAAAAUUCGAAUGGAUCACCGCUUUAAGUUGCCCAUACUAUUAGCCGAAAGCUAUAUUGUCUGACCCCCCUCAUACAUAUGCAUGCUUGGCUGAUGCACAUACGUGUUUUCAAUGGCAAGAGAGCAGAAAGUCGCUGUCCGACUCUCCUGGGGCGGCUUUAUCUCCCAGGACAGGCAUGGCCAACCUGCAGCUCUCCAGCUGUUGUAAAACUUCAACUCCCACCAUGCCCUGCUGUAGGCAGUCUGGGCAUGCUGGGAGUUGUAGUUUUGCAACAGCUGGAGAGCAUCAGGUUGGCCAUCCCUGUCCCAGUAGAACAAAAAGCACUAAAAUGCAAUACACUCGAUCUGCAUGGAGAUCCCCAUACACAUAAGAUAGCGGGUGGGCCCCAACAAAAUUGAUACCUUCUGAUGACGAUAAUCUAAUGUGUAUAGGGAUCUUCAGCUGUAUCCACCCUCCAGUCCUCCAUGAUUUCUGCUUGCGCCUCCAGUAGACAUAUUAGACACACUUCUGUAUAAUUCCAGUUCCUCCCGCUGUAUUGUGCGUUGUGCUCUUCAGCUCUCAACCCCCCCCCCUCCUGUAUAUUGCAUAGACUGGGGAUAUCACUGACUUUUAAUAACAUUUUGGCUGCACAUCUGGCUUCUACGCCUUCAUCUUUAUAUAUUUUAUUUAUCACCAUUCACUUCAGUCUAGUGGACGUUAACUAUACCUUCACUGUGCCGUGUUAUAAGGAUUUCCAGGACUGAAAAAAAUAAAAUUCUGGAACAAACAGCGCCACGCCUGUCCAUGGGUUGUGUCUGGAAUUGCAGCUCUGCUCUGUUGAACUGGAGGAGCUGCUGUUUGUAUAAGAAAUCAGCCAUGGUCACCAAUUUUAGACAUUACACCCAAUGGGACUACUGAAUUAUAAGAACCAGGCAGGUUUUAGUGUAAGGGGAGACUUCCACCUUCUGAGGGACCAUGGUCUCCCGGUCAUCAGCUUGAGUACUUUCUUAGAACAUUGUCUCCCAGUCAUCAGUUUCUGUACUUCCUGAGAAAACAUGGUCUCCCAGUCAUCAUCUUGUGAACUUUGUGAGAGAACAUGCUCCGGUGGUAAUCAGCUUGUGCACUUUCUGAGAGAACAUGGUCUCCUGGUCAUCAUCUUGUGCACUUUCUGAGAGAACAUGGUCUCCUGGUCAUCAUCUUGUGCACUUUCUGAGAGAACAUGGUCUCCUGGUCAUCAUCUUGUGCACUUUCUGAGAGAACAUGGUCUCCUGGUCAUCAACUUGUGCACUUUCCGAGAGAACAUGGUCUCCUGGUAAUCACCUUGUGCUCUUUCUGAGAUAACAUGGUCUCCUGGUAUUUAGCUUGUGCACUUUCUGAAAUAACAUGGUCUCCUGGUCAUCAUCUUUUGCACUUUCUGAGAAAAUGUGGUCUCCUGGUCAUCUGUGCACUUUCUGAGAGAACAUGGUCUCCUGGUAAUCACCUUGUGCACUUUCUGAGAUAACAUGGUCUCCUGGUAUUUAGCUUAUGCACUUUCUGAAAUAACACAUGGUCUCCUGGUCAUCAUCUUGAGCACUUUCUGAGAAAAUGUGGUCUCCCGGUCAUCUGUGCACUUUCUGAGAGAACAUGGUCUCCCGGUCUUCUGUGCACUUUCUGAGAGAACAUGGUCUCCUGGUAAUCAGCUUGUGCACUUUCUGAGAGAACAUGGUCUCCUGGUCAUCAUUUUGUGAACUUUCUGAGAGAACAUGGUCUCCUGGUCAUCAUCUUGUGCACUUUCUGAGAUAACAUGGUCUCCUGGUCCUCAUUGUGUGCACUUUCUGAGAAAACGUUAUCUCCCGGUCAUCUGUGCACUUUCUGAGAGACCAUGGUCUCCUGGUAAUUACCUUGUGCACUUUCUGAGAGAACAUGGUCUCCUGGUAUUUAGCUUGUGCACUUUCUGAGAGAACAUGGUCUCCUGGUCAUCAUCUUGUGCACUUUCUGAGAGAACAUGGUCUCCUGGUAAUCACUUUGUGCUCUUUCUGAGAUAACAUGGUCUCCUGGUCCUCAUCGUGUGCACUUUCUGAGAAAACGUUAUCUCCCGGUCAUCUGUGCACUUUCUGAGAGAACAUGGUCUCCUGGUAAUCACCUUGUGCACUUUCUGAGAGAACAUGGUCUCCUGGUAUUUAGCUUGUGCACUUUCUGAGAGAACAUGGUCUCCUGGUCAUCAUCUUGUGCACUUUCUGAGAGAACAUGGUCUCCUGGUAAUCACUUUGUGCACUUCCUGAGAUAACAUGGUCUCCUGGUCCUCAUCGUGUGCACUUUCUGAGAAAACGUUAUCUCCCGGUCAUCUGUGCACUUUCUGAGAGAACAUGGUCUCCUGGUAAUCACCUUGUGCACUUUCUGAGAGAACAUGGUCUCCUGGUAUUUAGCUUGUGCACUUUCUGAGAGAACAUGGUCUCCUGGUCAUCAUCUUGUGCACUUUAUGAGAGAACAUGGUCUCCUGGUAAUCACUUUGUGCUCUUUCUGAGAUAACAUGGUCUCCUGGUAUUUAGCUUGUGCACUUUCUGAGAUAACGUGGUCUCCCAGUCAUCUGUGCACUUUCUGAGAGAACAUGGUCUCCCGGUCAUCUGUGCACUUUCUGAGAGAACAUGGUCUCCCGGUCAUCUGUGCACGUUCUGAGAGAACAUGGUCUCCUGGUCAUUAUCUUGUGCACUUUCUGAGAUAACGUGGUCUCCCGGUCAUCUGUGCACUUUCUGAGAGAACAUGGUCUCCUGGUCAUCUGUGCACUUUCUGAGAGAACAUGGUCUCCCGGUCAUCUGUGCACUUUCUGAGAGAACAUGGUCUCCUGGUAAUCACCUUGUGCUCUUUCUGAGAUAACAUGGUCUCCUGGUAUUUAGCUUGUGCACUUUCUGAGAUAACGUGGUCUCCCGGUCAUCUUCAUCUGUGCACUUUCUGAGAGAACAUGGUCUCCCAGUCAUCUGUGCACCUUCUGAGAGAACAUGGUCUCCUGGUCACCAGCUUGUUUGUCAAAUUUUGCUGCUGAGCUUUUUGUAUAUGGUGAAGUCUCGUAGAAAUGAUCGUGUGAUUAAACUCAUGAUAUAAA
Molecule: messenger RNA, 7552 nt
Organism: Bufo bufo (common toad)
Lineage: Eukaryota; Metazoa; Chordata; Amphibia; Anura; Bufonidae
Product: E3 ubiquitin/ISG15 ligase TRIM25-like
Exons: 3
Coding region: 3-3176 (1057 amino acids)
Molecular function (GO): zinc ion binding; protein binding
Source: RefSeq, a predicted model, not a curated record